Messenger RNA from Vitis riparia (riverbank grape), 1824 nucleotides. Its product is annotated as protein DETOXIFICATION 16-like. Gene Ontology annotation, cellular component: membrane. The transcript is spliced from 8 exons. Gene Ontology annotation, biological process: xenobiotic detoxification by transmembrane export across the plasma membrane. Lineage: Eukaryota; Viridiplantae; Streptophyta; Magnoliopsida; Vitales; Vitaceae. The record is from RefSeq and is a predicted model, not a curated record. Gene Ontology annotation, molecular function: antiporter activity; xenobiotic transmembrane transporter activity. The coding region runs from base 117 to 1586 and encodes 489 amino acids.
UGAAGAUACUUCAAGUUCAAGGUGAAGAGUACUUUUAUAAUAACAUCUUCAGCUUUGUCGGCUGAGAUUUGUGAUUUGUAUCCCGAGCGGCGUGAACAGUAACCAGCCCAAUCUCCAUGGAUGGAGAAGACCAGAAACCAAAUCUGGAAUCACCAUUGAUUUCUCAAGAAGCUGUGUCUGUAUCCAGAAAUGGAGCAAAAAGAGAGGAGAUAUUGGGUGAAGUGAAGAAACAAUUGAAGCUGGCGGGGCCUUUGGUGUCAGUCAAUCUCCUACUAUAUAGCUUACAGGUGAUUUCAGUAAUGUUUGUGGGUCAUCUGGGAGAGCUAGCUCUCUCUGGUGCUUGCAUGGCCACUUCCUUUGCUUCAGUCACUGGCUUCAGCUUGAUGGUAGGAAUGGGAAGUGCAUUAGACACCUUCUGCGGUCAGUCAUUUGGAGCAAAACAAUAUCAUAUGCUUGGUGUACACAAGCAAAGAGCCAUGGUUGUGCUUCUAUUGGUUAGCAUUCCUGUUGCUUUUAUUUGGAAUAAUACUGGCCAUAUUCUUGCAUCAUUAGGACAAGAUCCAGAAAUAUCAGCUGAAGCCGGACUUUAUGCUCACUUUAUGAUGCCUAGCAUUUUCGCUAUUGCGCUUCUACAAUGUCAUAUUAGAUUCUUACAAGCUCAAAACAAUGUAGUUCCCAUGAUGAUAACCACAGGAUUCACAACUCUACUCCACACCCUCACUUGUUGGAUGUUAGUUUUCAAAUCAGGGUUGGGAAACAAAGGGGCUGCCCUUGCAAAUGCCAUCUCUUAUUGGAUUAAUGUCCUCUGGUUAGCAAUUUAUGUCAGGAUCUCCCCUUCCUGCAAGAAAACAUGGACGGGUUUUUCAAAGGAGGCAUUGCAUGAUGUGCUAAAGUUUCUCAAAUUAGCUAUUCCUUCAGCUAUAAUGCUAUGCUUGGAAAUCUGGUCAUUCGAAAUGAUGGUAUUGUUAUCUGGUCUGCUUCCUAAUCCAAAGCUAGAGACAUCAGUUCUAUCAAUCAGCCUUAACACAAAUACAGUACUUUAUAUGAUACCCCUUGGACUUAGUGGCGCAACAAGUACAAGAGUUUCAAACGAAUUAGGGGCUGGACGACCACAAGCAGCACUUUUAGCCGUGUAUGUUGCAUUAUUCAUGGUCGCCAUAGAAGGCAUUUUGGUAGCCACUGCCCUGAUCUUAGGACAUAACUUCUGGGGCUAUUCUUACAGUAGCGAAGAAAAAGUAGUGAACUAUGUUGGAGAAAUGAUGUUGUUGCUUGCAGGAUCCCAAUUUAUAGAUGGCAUUCAAUCAGUGCUUUCAGGCGUGGUUAGAGGAAGUGGCAAGCAAAAGAUUGGGGCUUUGGUUAACCUAGGAGCCUAUUAUCUUGCUGGAAUUCCAUCUGGUGCACUAUUAGCUUUCGUCUAUCAUAUUGGAGGAAAGGGACUCUGGACAGGAAUUAUAGUUUCACUCUUCAUGCAGGCAUUAUUUCUUGCAAUCAUAAUUCUUUGCACUAAUUGGGAGAAAGAAGCAAAGAAGGCUACGGAUAGAGUGUAUGACUCAAUGGUCCCUGUGAAUGCAAUAUCAUCGAGUUGACAUUGAAGUAAUAUUUCUUUCUAACUAGAUCUAUAAAAAUUAUGCUCAAUCUUGUUUGAUAAUUUAUAAUAAUAAAGGUAAUUUAUGACUAUAAAAUAAUUUGCUUUGAACAUGUAAGCCCUACUAGUUUGGAAUAGCUCAUGGUUGUUCUGUCUAGUGUUCUGGGAUUGUUCAUUUCCACUAAUGUAAUCUUAUAAGGUUAAUUUUGAUCAAGCAAUACAUUAAUACUUAAAACCAA